Messenger RNA from Cotesia congregata, 3141 nucleotides. NCBI's taxonomy places the organism in Eukaryota, Metazoa, Arthropoda, Insecta, Hymenoptera, Braconidae. The record is from the annotation of a GenBank genome assembly.
AUGUACAGCAUGAACUACAUUGGCAAGUUCAUUAGCAACUUUCGUGAUUUUUACAAUGAAAUUAAUGCGGCUACUCUUACUGGAGCUAUUGAUGUAAUUGUCGUUGAGCAAGAUGAUGGAUCAUUCACUUGCUCGCCUUUUCACCAUGAAAAGAUACUACGCGAUUCAGUGCUGUCGAUAGAACGUGAAAAGUUGGAGCAGAUGUCUUCGUUGCCAGUAGAUCAACGUGAAAAAUUUUUAAUUGAACAAUUUUCGGAUUUACCUGCUGAACAUCGAGAAAAAUGGCUGCAAAUAGCUUCGAUGACAUACGAAGAGCGCAGUAAAAUAUUUGAAGAAAGUUUGAGCGCAAUGUCAACUCGACAGAAACAGCAAAUGAUACGUGAUGAAUAUUCGGCGUUGAAGAUAGAAGAUAGAGAACGGUUGUUUAAAGAAAAUUUUCCGGAACUGCCAGCUGAGCAGAGACCAAAGUUCGAGAAAGCAUUGUUGAAUGAUUGGAAAAGUAAAGAGGAUGACUAUGAAAAUGAAGAAAAAUGGAAAGGUCACGAUAAAAUUUCGCUACAAGCUGAGGAAGAAAUUUUUGAUAUGGAUAACAUCAAUGAAGAUGAAACUAAACCUGUGUCAACACCAAAAUCUUUCGUCGCUGUUACUUCAACGGAGAGAAUAAGAAAAAUAAGCGUUGUUAAUAAUGAUUUUAGACCUAUUACCGAUGAUCCGUCAAGUGAUGCUAGAGAAAAAACUUCACGUGAUGAAUCUAGUACUGUGGAAAAAAAAUCUCAUGUUGAAGGAAUCACAGAUGAAGUAAAAGUUCAAACUUCAUCGUCAUCUAAACGUAAAAGGAGAAAGAAGAGUCUUAUGAAGAAAAAAGGAGCUCAAAGAAAAGCAAGCAAUGGAAGUAGCAGUCAAACAGAAGUCAGUGAGACUGAGACAGCUCCACCAACUGAAGAGUCACCUAAUGAACCAGUAUUAAAGAACUCCAGUCCAAUUAUUGAAAGUGAAACCAAAACUACUGAAGAAUUACCACCACCAUCGGAUUAUCAUUUCUUCAGUGACACUGAAAUUACUAAGAACCGGGAUUCCAGGCCUUGCUCACCCGUUCAAUCUGACACGGAAUUUGAGAUGCGUAAAAUUGAACAGCAACGUGAAGAAGGUAAAGAACGCGAAGAUGACAAGAGCCAUCAGCAGAGUUGGAGAUGGGGUGAAUUACCAAGUCCACCAAUUGAUACGCCUCAUGCUCUUAACUCUGUUACAACUGUUAUUCAACCAAAUGACGCAGAGGCACAACGUUCUAUGCUCAGUGGUAUGUUCUCCUUCAUGAAGAAGACAUCGCGCGUAAGACACAAUCCAGAAUCAGAGGGCAUUUACCUGAGUGAUUUGAAUGCAGAUGAAUUGGAUCCUGAAGUAGCUGCCCUUUAUUUUCCCUCUUCCCAUCGCGGAACUACCGUGGCGAAAGGAGAUAAACAAGCUGACGAAGAAGAUACUGAAUCUGGUAAUGGCCCAAGCUUACCCCAGAGUCCUAACAGCGUAGAGGGUGCUAUUGGAGGCCCAAAAUCACUGGACAGUGAUUUUGAAGAAUCUAAACAAUCAUUGUUUGAAAAUAAUAUUGAUAUAAGUUUAUCAUUAUGUGGUGGCUUGGACACUGAUGACGGUCCAAGUGAUGAAUUAUUUCAACAGAAUUUACUUCAAUACGACGAUCUUUGUAAUGAUACUAAAUUAUACGAAAAUCAAAAUUUAGUAAUUAAAAUAAAUGGUAAAUAUUAUAAUUGGACAACAGCUUGUCCAAUUAUUAUUUCACUGGCUGCUUUUCAACGUGGCUUACCACAACAUACCAUUGAAAAUUUAUACGCGCAAUAUGGCUCACUGCCGAUGCACCAAGACAAUAAGAAAGAAGCUGCCAGUAAAACAAACGAAACAAGAACCGGUUAUAGUUCAUGGUUCUCGUGGAGGCGUUCAUCGUCACAGCCGCCUAAAAAACUUUCCGAAACCGUUGACCAAGACGGAGAGUCGAUCCCGAUAGAAAACAGUCAACCUACUGAAUUAUUAGAGCCUGCAAUUGAUGUCGAAGAAAUUGACUCGCCAUCUAAAACUCUAGAAAAAGAAGAAGAAGAAGAAGAAGAAGAAGAAGAAGAAGAAGAACAGGUGAUUGGAGAAUUAAAUGAUGUAGAGAAUGAUUCAUUAGGCAAGCCCGAAGAAAAUAAUGUGGUUCAGUCAUCAGUUGAGCGAGCUAAUGAAAAACCGGAAGGCGAAGGGUACAGCGGAAGUGAAGACUCAGAUAGCAAUCCAAACGAGACUCAAGGAGUUAGAAUACCAGAACGACGAAGACCGUACUAUGAAUCUGGUGAAAAGUAUCGCAAAACAUUGAGACUUACAUCUGAACAAAUAGAAAGCUUGAAUCUUAAAGAAGGACCUAAUGAAGUUGUAUUUAGUGUUACCACGGCUUAUCAAGGUACAUCACGUUGUAAGUGUCACAUUUAUCGAUGGAAAUGGAAUGAUAAAAUAGUAAUAUCUGACAUCGAUGGAACUAUUACAAAGUCUGAUGUAUUAGGACACAUUCUGCCGAUUGUAGGAAAAGACUGGGCCCAAUCGGGUGUUGCUCAACUUUUUACUAAGAUUAAAAAUAACGGUUAUAAGUUAUUGUAUUUAUCAGCGCGUGCUAUUGGUCAAGCGCGUGGUACAAGACAGUAUUUGAAAAGUAUAAAACAGGAUGAUCUUUCACUUCCCGAAGGACCUCUACUUUUGAAUCCCACCAGUCUUUUAUCUGCAUUCCAUCGGGAAGUUAUUGAGAAAAAACCCGAGCAGUUUAAAAUAUCUUGUCUCAGUGAUAUUCAGGCGCUAUUUCCUGAAGGUUCUAAUCCGUUUUACGCUGGAUAUGGCAAUCGAAUAAAUGAUGUGUGGGCUUAUAGAGCUGUUGGUAUUCCAAUUACACGAAUUUUUACAAUUAAUCAUCGUGGAGAGUUGAAGCAUGAGUUGACUCAGACAUUCCAGUCAUCAUACUCAAAUAUGAGUUACAUUGUGGAUCAUUUAUUCCCAGCAUUGAGAGAAGAUGCUUCUGAUGAAUUUAGUCAUUUUUCAUAUUGGCGAGAUCCAAUUCCAGAAUUGCCAAAUCUCAAUGAAUUACUUAUUGAAAAUCAACCUUCUCAAUAA